This is a messenger RNA of Pseudopodoces humilis (Tibetan ground-tit), 1662 nucleotides long. It is a transcript of the gene SYT4, whose product is annotated as synaptotagmin 4. NCBI's taxonomy places the organism in Eukaryota, Metazoa, Chordata, Aves, Passeriformes, Paridae. Gene Ontology annotation, cellular component: exocytic vesicle; plasma membrane; synapse. Gene Ontology annotation, biological process: calcium ion-regulated exocytosis of neurotransmitter; vesicle fusion. Gene Ontology annotation, molecular function: calcium-dependent phospholipid binding; phosphatidylserine binding; calcium ion binding. The record is from RefSeq and is a predicted model, not a curated record.
AUGGCUCCGAUAGCGGACAGCCGCCAGCAGUUCGAUGAAAUUCCUGCAGUGGUUGGGAUCUUUAGUGCAUUUGGCCUUAUCUUCUCUGUCUCCCUCUUUGCUUGGAUCUGCUGCCAACGCAAAUCUUCCAAGUCCAAUAAGACCCCUCCAUACAAGUUUGUCCAUGUUCUGAAGGGGGUUGAUAUUUACCCUGAGAAUCUCAACAGCAAGAAGAAGUUUGGAGCAGAUGAUAAAAAUGAAGCAAAGAACAAAUCAGCAAUGCCAAAGAAUUCUCUCCAUCUUGACCUCGAGAAGAGAGAUCUAAAUGGCAAUUUCCCCAAAACAACCGCAAAAAUGCAGGGCUUUCCAGAUCUUGAAAAUUCAUCUCCUAAGCAUUUUGCAGAAAGGAAGAAAGAUUCAGUAUCCCCUGAUAGCAUUAAAUCCAUCACUUCACUCUCAUCUGAAGAUAAACAAGACAAGCUAGGAACUCUUUUUUUCUCCUUAGAGUACAACUUUGAGAGAAAAGCAUUUGUAGUGAACAUCAAAGAAGCUCGUGGGCUGCCAGCAAUGGAUGAACAGUCAAUGACUUCUGAUCCCUACAUCAAAAUGACAAUCCUGCCUGAGAAAAAGCACAAGGUGAAAACCAGAGUGCUGAGAAAAACCUUAGAUCCAGCUUUUGAUGAAACUUUCACAUUUUAUGGGAUCCCCUACAGCCAAAUUCAAGACUUAACACUUCACUUCAUGGUCUUGAGCUUCGACAGAUUUUCCAGAGAUGAUGUCAUUGGAGAAGUCCUCAUCCCUCUCGCUGGAAUUGAACUCUCGGAAGGAAGGCUACUAAUGGACAGAGAGAUCAUCAAAAGAAAUGUUAGGAAAUCAUCUGGUCGUGGAGAAUUACUGGUCUCUCUCUGUUAUCAAUCUACAACAAACACACUCACUGUCGUUGUUCUAAAAGCCAGGCAUCUACCUAAAUCUGACGUGUCAGGAUUAUCAGACCCUUAUGUCAAAGUGAACCUGUACCAUGCCAAGAAGAGAAUUUCUAAAAAGAAAACCCAUGUGAAGAAGUGCACCCCCAAUGCAGUGUUCAAUGAAUUGUUUGUUUUUGACAUUCCUUGUGAGGGCCUUGAUGAUAUCAGCAUUGAAUUUCUUGUUUUAGAUUCAGAUAGGGGGUCAAGGAAUGAGGUCAUUGGCCAGUUAACCUUGGGAUCUUCAGCAGAAGGAACAGGUGGAGAGCACUGGAAAGAAAUUUGUGAAUAUCCUAGGAGACAAAUUGCCAAAUGGCAUAUGUUAUGUGAUGGUUAGCAGCUUAGAGAGGGGUUGACCUUAAAAAUUAUAUAUAUUUCCAUUGGCAAGGAGCAGUUUGGUUUUUUUUUUUAUUUGCUAUGUAAAAUUACAAGCUUUUAACUACAAAACUUUUUUUUUUCAAGAGGGGCAGGGGAUUUGAAAUAAAAUUGGAUUGAAUUAUCAGAACAGAAGGUAACUUAAUUUUCACAUUAAAUAACAGAAUUUCUAUUUCAUUAAACUUUAACAUAAUAAGUUCAGAUUAAUAUUCUUCUAGAGUUUAAGUGGCCUGUAAAUUCUAAAGCACUGUAAACCUCAAGAAGGAGAAACUUUGUUUUGAAAAGUCACUUAUUAGUGACUCAUAUAUAGAAGAAGAAAACCUUAUUACAAUAUAUCCAAAAAAAA